Messenger RNA from Stylonychia lemnae, 294 nucleotides. The record is from the annotation of a GenBank genome assembly. Lineage: Eukaryota; Ciliophora; Spirotrichea; Sporadotrichida; Oxytrichidae.
AUGGAACUCUUAGGAGUCAAGGCAGCUAACAAAGUACAUCGGGGAUUUAUUAACUGUAUCAUGAUAUUUAUGGCUUGGAAUGUCUACAGCUUCAUCCGCAACUACAAUAACUACUGGAGAAUUAGAAGAGAUCCUAACAUUCCAAGAUAGUGGUUGGAAGAAAAGCAACAGGUCGGUGGAGAAGACUGGAAGAUUGAAAGAGAAAGAAUUGAUAGAGACGUCAGAUUUCAAGGCGAUGCCAAUGGUGCUGCCCCUAAUGGCAAUCUAGGUAAAAAGAGAGGAUUCUAUGAGUGA